AUGACGACUGAUUCUAUUGAAAAUUCAUUCAUAUCCAUCAAUCCUCCCGAGCUACGUUUCCAAUUUGAGCUGGAGAAGCAAACAUUUUGCGAUCUUAAAGUUUUGAAUAAGACAGAGAACUUCGUUGCUUUUAAGGUGAAGACUACUUCACCGAAGAAGUACUUUGUUCGGCCUAACACUGGUGUUAUACACUCAUGGGACUCUUGCAUCAUCAGAGUGACCCUCCAAGCCCAACAAGAAUAUCCUCCUGACAUGCAAAGCAAAGAUAAGUUUCUUAUACAAACUACAGCACUGGAUCCAAACUCUGAUGUUGAUGAUCUUCCACCAGAUACCUUUAAUAAGAAUAGUGGAAAGUUAACAGAAGAAUUGAAACUUAAAGUUGUAUAUGUCUCUCCUACCUCACCUGGAGGAAGCACUAGAUAUGAUACAACAAAGAAAUCCGCACAAAAACUUGAUGCUUACUCGAAUCAACCCUUGCAACACCUGAAGGAGGAAAGAGAUGUCGCUGUCAGACAAACACGGCAACUGCAACAGGAACUGGACAUGCUGAAAAGGAGAAGAAGUAGAAGUGAUCCGGGUUUCUCCUUCACUUUUGCUAUGUUUGUGGGCUUUAUUGGAGUCUUGUUUGGGUUGCUUUUGAAUCUUUCAUUGUCUUCACCACCUACACAAUGA
Molecule: messenger RNA, 672 nt
Organism: Vicia faba (fava bean)
Lineage: Eukaryota; Viridiplantae; Streptophyta; Magnoliopsida; Fabales; Fabaceae
Source: the annotation of a GenBank genome assembly